AUCAAGUUCAUUUUUAACCAAUUGACAAUUUCAUCAUGGUUAUGGCAAGAAUCCUUCUUUUAUCAUCAUAAGGCUAUGUUUCAAUGUGAAUCAUCAAGAACCGAUGAAAUAUAAUCUUUUUGUUCUGCAUAAUGGCAUAUUUGUCCUUUAUGUUACUUAAAACGCUCUUACUUGCCGCUCUUGGUGUGGUUGAAAUAACUGCCCAAUUAACCAACAGCACUUUGUUGAGCAUCUUGAAUACAACACAACUCAGUCCUUCCUACAAAUUUAUUCAACUUUUACAAAGUUCACCUGAAUUGAAACCUGUAUUGGAUGUACUCUCUAAACCUGGUAAUGUCACCCUUUUUGUACCAUCUGAUGCUGUAUUUGAUCGUUUAAUUCAACAAUAUAAUCAAACCCAACAACAACAAAAUGGUGGAUCCUCCUCUGGUGGAAAUGGAACUUCCUCUUCUGGUGGUACUGGCGCAUUAACUGAAGGAACUACUGCUACUGAUGCUAUUGAAACAGACACUUCAUUGUCUAUGGCUGCUGCUGAUGCUAGUGGAAACAAUAGUACAGCUUCUCAAGGUAGUGGUAAUCAAGGUCAAAGUGUUUUCCCUCAAGGUUUCCGUAUUUACCAAAAUUUCACUUUAUUGGAUGUCAUUAAUUAUCAUAUCGUAAAUGAAACUGUGCUCUUACAAAAUGAAACGAAUCAAACUGUGAUACUAAACUCCUUGUUAACCAAUCAAACCGCGGACAAGUUUGGUUACGGUAUGCCUCUUAUUCUUAACAGCAACACCACACAACAAAACUCAUCAUCAUCAUCAUCGACUUCUGGCGGUGGUGGCUCAAGUGGAUCCAGUUCUGCUGCUACAUCAACUGGGACUUCUUCCACAUCUGCGUCAGUUUCUGUCACAUCACCCGCGGCUGGAUGGAUUUCAAGAAUCAAACAAUUGGUGGAUAAUCAAGCAUCAAGUUCUUCAUCAGGUAGCAACUCUUCUCAGACCCCUGUUUAUUGGAUUGGAAAUGGAUUGGCAACCGCGAAUGUCACAUUACAUGAUAUUCAAGCAUCUAACGGUGUUUUACAUGUAAUUGAUGAUGUUUUGAUCCCACCAGGCAAUGCUACUAACGUAUUUUCAAACAUCUCUGAUGCAUCAGCUCUUUCUGAAAUGAUUCAAGAAAAUCCUCAAGUUAGUCAAGCUCUCAGCAAUGCUACAAAUGUGACCAUUUUUGCUCCAAAUGAUAAGGGUUUAUGUAUGGUAUGUAUUGAUCAAUUAGGUCAGGACAAAUGGCGAGGAUUGGUAAUGAACCACGUAGUCCCUGGUGUCUACUAUACAACAAAUUUGACGAAUGCCUCUAGUGGUGGCUCUUCAUCCUUCAGUUUGACUACAGAGGCUGGUGAACGUAUCCCUAUAUCAAGCAAUAGUUCUGGAAUUACAUGUAGGUGACAUUGAUAUCAUAACAAAAGAAAAAGUAUGACUGAUCAUUGAUUUUUUUUCUCUCUUUAUAUAUAUAGUGAACCAUACAAUCAAGGUUGUCACACCCAAUAUCUUGUUUAACGGUG
Molecule: messenger RNA, 1543 nt
Organism: Halteromyces radiatus
Lineage: Eukaryota; Fungi; Mucoromycota; Mucoromycetes; Mucorales; Cunninghamellaceae
Exons: 4
Coding region: 132-1427 (431 amino acids)
Source: RefSeq, a predicted model, not a curated record